AAUGACAAAUGUAAUUUUUUGUUUAUCACAAAAAAUCAAUAAACAAAAACCUGAAGAAGAAAAGAAUACGCAAAAUAUAUAAAUAUAUAGAAAAAAUAUGUCACGACGUACACAAGACAUACCUAUAAGACCACGUUAUGGCCUAACCGACGAGGAACUGGAAGAAGAGCGUGUCAAUCGUGAGGCAGCCGCUGCUAAUACAAGAUCACGCAAAACCUCAACAAAUUCAAACUCAGAUGUAGCUUCAUCCUACAAAGAAAUACCAUUUUUGGCUCAAUAUGCAGGAGCUGUACCAGAUAGUGUAUUAAAUGAUUUGACACCGACAGCUAGUAGGCCAAUGCCGGGUAGAGAUGAAAGUCUGGACGAUGAGGAAGAUGAAGAGGAUAAUUCAAAAAGUAGUUCGUGUGAUAAUAGUAAUAAAACACCAAAACGACCACAAAGUUUACUAAGUGAUGCUAUACCCUACGAAUUGGAAGGGUCAGAUGAUGCUGAUGGUCAAAUGCGACAUUUUGUGGCGGAGAAUUUAGAGGAAAAGUUGCGUUUAACUAGUCCGGCGGGUAAAGAAGAUCCCUAUGACUAUACCAAAGCUCCUUCACAUCAUAGUACACCCUCCACCUCCACGGGAGGUGGCAUGACACGACAGUUUUUACUUAUGCCUCAGCUACCACAAAUCGAUGCUAAUGUUUUGAAUGAUAUAGAAAUUGAGGCCCAAUAUUUAGCCACCUCUGUUGAUAAUUUAACAGAGAACUUGUGUAAUCUUUUACAUUCCAUUUCCUCUAUAACAGCGGAUAAUGUAGAGGUGCACAAAAAUGCUGUUAAUAAGUUAACCGAUAGCAUGGAUGCCAAUAUUAAGUGCAUGUAUACCAUAAUGGCUAAAACUGAGGAAAUAACAAAAUCCAUGCAACCUACCGAACAAGUGGGAUUACGAAUACGAGAAAUCAAACGUUUAGUUGAUAUGUUGGACAGCACUGUAUAGGAGUUGGAUGACGAUGAACCCACGGAUCUGAUAAAUACCAAACCUUUAUGCCCUUUAAUUUAAGUUUAACACCAUCAUUUAUUUAAAAUAUUUACUUACAAUAAAAUAGAACUAUACCAAA
This is a messenger RNA of Lucilia sericata (common green bottle fly), 1097 nucleotides long. It is a transcript of the gene BORCS6, whose product is annotated as BLOC-1-related complex subunit 6. The coding region runs from base 98 to 976 and encodes 292 amino acids. Gene Ontology annotation, cellular component: BORC complex. Gene Ontology annotation, biological process: lysosome localization. The record is from RefSeq and is a predicted model, not a curated record. The transcript is spliced from 3 exons. Lineage: Eukaryota; Metazoa; Arthropoda; Insecta; Diptera; Calliphoridae.